Messenger RNA from Naegleria lovaniensis, 3483 nucleotides. RefSeq lists its product as uncharacterized. The record is from RefSeq and is a predicted model, not a curated record. The transcript is spliced from 7 exons. Gene Ontology annotation, biological process: activation of GTPase activity; regulation of DNA-templated transcription. Bases 1 to 3483 code for a protein of 1160 amino acids. Gene Ontology annotation, molecular function: DNA binding; GTPase activator activity. NCBI's taxonomy places the organism in Eukaryota, Heterolobosea, Eutetramitea, Acrasida, Naegleriidae.
AUGCAACAUCCAAUCAUGAAUUUGUUUCAGUCGCCAAGCAAUAACUCAGACAAUCCAGAAAAGCAUUCCAAUGGCGAUCUUUUUAAUUGUGAAUCUCAACUCUUUGGAAAUGUUUCUCUCUUAUCUGCUCCUGAGGCAAGCGAUUCGUUGCUUUCAUUGUUCAAUGAACGUGAAACCUUUGCCUUUGAAGAUUGCAUGUACACUUCUAACAAUAAUUCAUCCUUACUUCAUUCCUUAUCCAGCACUGGGUACAACUCAUGGUCGUCGUCAUCUUUAGGCUUUGAUUUUCAAACUUCUUAUUCCCUCGAUGCCUUGAGUUCUGAUUCUGUGUUGAGUACUCCAUCGAGAUUUGAGACGCCUUUGACAAAGGAAGCUACUUUUCCUUCUCCACUCUCUGUAAAUAUCAUUCCUUUGAAGAAUUAUAGAGACCACAAAUCGAACAUGUCAUCUCAAAUGAUGGCAAUUCAGAAAGACACCUUUGAUCAACCAAGCUUGGAAUCCAUCGCCAAGAAUAUUGAAACCUUAUUGGAAGACUCUUUCAGUGUCAAUGAUUUGAAUCUCAUGAAAGAGCUAAAGAAAAUUGAAAAUGAUGUUCGAAGCGCUCUCAUUAUGAAGGAACAUACUCGAAUGAUGAAUAGUAACAACAACAACGCUGGCUCAUCCUGUAGCAGUUCAAUUUCGGCAAGCACUCCUUCUAUUGUGUCUUCGUCCUCCUCAAUGAAGAAAGACGAACAUGCAAGUCACAUUCUGACUCGAUCACAAGCACAGAAGAAGAAACAAUCUUCCUCGUCUCGAAAGAAUGCUUUACCAGUGUUGUCCUCCCCUCAAACCAAGAAAAGAGGAAAGGCCUCAACAAAGAGAAAGCGUGCAUCUGCAGAUGAAGAUUCUGAGAGUGAAAAAUCCUCGAACAGUAGUAAUGAUUCCGAUUCCGAUUUUCGUCCUUCCUCAACAGAAAACAAUGAAUGUACUACAGAAGAAGAAGAAGAUGAAGAAACUGAAGAUGAUUCCAAGUCCUCUACUACCACUACAUGUAAAAGAAAGGCAACAAGCAGUGCUUCCAAAUCAAGAACUGCCACACCUCAACCAAGAAAAAAAAGAACAACCUUUGCCAAAGCAGAUAUUGCACUAUUGACCAAGUGGCUUCAUGAUCACUCGAACAAUCCGUAUCCUACCGAUGAUGAAAAGAAGACCUUAUUGGAAUGUGUGAACAUGACAAAGGAUCAACUCGAAACCUGUAUCUCUGAAAUUUUGACACAGCCUUUUGCCUUCCAAAUGGAUGAUUAUCAUAUUUAUGAAAAAAUCAUCGAAACUGUGAGAACUAAAAAAAUGAGUGAUGAAGAAGGAGAAGAGAUUUUUUUGUCGGUCCGAGUUCAUGACUUUCACUCACAAGUGAAAGAAUUUGAACAAAUUAAUAGCUCUACAGAUCCGAAUACAUUACUUCAAAGUUUAUGCACAAAAGCCUUGUCGGGAAAUCUUGGUCAAUCCACUAUUCGUUCAAUAAUUUGGAGAGUUUUUCUCGGAGUUUUGCCACUGACUGAAAAGUUUGGAAAGGAACAUUGGAUAACGAAAAUAGAUUAUGAUCGUGAACGAUAUGAAGAACUUCUCAAGAAGCAUGAAAAUGAUCCAAGAAAAAAGACUAAAAAUUCUGCAAAUUCAGAAGAUGAAGUAGAUGUUACUUUUUGUGACCCUCUCUCACAAUCACAAUCCAAUCCGUGGUCCGAGUUCUUUGAAAAUUCAGAGCUUGAAAAAACAAUUGUACAAGAUUUGAAACGGCUGUAUCCAGAAUAUCCGUUUUUCAGAACUGAUGAAAUUCAAAAUUUACUCAAAAGAAUGCUCUUUGUAUGGUCGAAAGAAAAUACUGACCUUUCGUAUAGACAGGGCAUGCAUGAAUUACUUUCCCCCAUUCUUUUGGUUGUGUACAGAGAUGCUCAAAAUAUUGAAAAUUAUAAGCAUCUAUUGGAAGAAAAUCCUGACCUUAAAUUACUCAUGAAAUUAUUGGAUCGCAAUUUUCUAGAGCAUGACGCUUACUGCUUGUUUGAGAAAUUAAUGACCAAAAUGAGGGAAUACUUUAUUGUUGGAGAAGGCCCUCAGGGAAGACCAUUUCCAAACAUUAGUACUAAAGGCCCUCUCGAUAAUAUGCUCAUGAUAGAACGAAAGAUGGAUCUCUAUGAAACACCAAUUUUUAAAAUUUCAAACAAGAUUCAAAACACUCUACUCGAGAAGAAAGACCCAGACCUGCAUCGUCACUUGACAAAGAUGUGCAUUGAACCACAAAUUUAUUUAAUUCGAUGGGUCCGAUUGCUCUUUGGAAGAGAGUUUCACAUUGAUGACGCCAUCAUUUUGUGGGAUGCAAUUUUCUCUGAUUGUGGUGGGUUUAGAUCUGAAAGUCUAAUCUCAGCAUCUGAUAUCGAUUUAUCAUUGGUUGAGCACAUUUCAGUAGCCAUGUUGCAUUUCAUAAGAAAACAUUUACUUUCUUCGGAUUCAAGCUAUUGUAUGAAACGACUGAUGAGAUAUCCACCCGUUGAGGAUGUACAUAUUUUCGUAGAACAAGCACUCGAGUCACGUGCAAGACCAACAAGUUUAUUACCGUCCAUGGAAGCCAGUAGUAAUCAUCAUAAUGGUGCCAAUAAUGGAGGAACUUCUUCUGUGACGGUCAUUCCCAAGUCACAAUCGAAUCCACAACUUGACACAAGCUCGUUAUUCCCCAGGCUCACCAAAGAUGUUCCAGUCACAGAGAGAACUAUUAAACCUUCUCGAAAGCAAGAAGGUACUCCCAAACACAAGAACAGUAAUAGUAUUUCCGCAAGUCCAAAUUUGGGAGCUUUUGCUAAACAGCUAUUCCCAUCUUCAUCGACCAAGCCAAAAUCAAAGGGUGUGACACCUCUCAAUUCUCCUUCACCCUCAAUACAUGCCAUGGCAACCUCACACCAUCUCUAUUCAUCUGAAGGACAUGAAUGGAUAGAGCGAGAAAAGAAGUUGGGAGAUGUUGUCGAUGUUGUUUUGAACGUGUUACAGAACAUGGCACUAGAAGCCAAAUUGGAUGAAGAACGGUUGCUCAUGUCUGUGGCAGAGCUGAAACAUGUCAGAGAUUGCUUAAAGUUUCAAUUACCCUUCCAGGAACGAGAAAUUGACUGGAUCGCCAAAAGAUUAAAAUCGCCUCGAGGAUCUGAAGCAGAAGAGAAUCAAGAACACGGUAUGAUGCAAUCAUCAUCAUCGUCAACAACAACAACGACUACAAAUACUCCUCAUGAAGAAGAAGAGAUCAAAAAGUCUCUGGGUACCUUUGUGGUCAUUGAUUUUCAUGAAUCUCCUCAUCCACCAUCUUCCACAACAUUGGAACCACAUUUUCCAAAUUCACACCUUCCAUCAUCCACCUCACAACACAAACCUACUGCUCAAAAACAAAACACAGUGCCGAAUCAGAACAGCAACACUAUCAGUAGUAGUAGUAGUGAGCCUGUUUUUCAUCCAUUGUUGAAAUAA